CCAUAGUAACAGAUCCAAACAACUAAAGUGUGAAAGAUCUGUGAGAAAUAUAAAAUUAUUUUUGAAUAUUACUUUAGCUGUGAUGGAUAAUAUUGAUAAGCAAGAAUCUGAAAAUACUAAUGAAACGGAAACGAAGGAAAAAAUUUUAUCUACGCUUGAUGCAUCUUUAAAGUUAGUGUUCAUGCCUGAAGGAGCUGUGAAAACUGUUUCAUAUCCAAUGGACAAGCCAUUGAUUGAACUAAAGAAAAUGGUAGAAUCACAAUGUAUUCAAUCAUCAACGUCAAUUCUCUUUCUACAUGAUGGAAAUCCUGUUGAAAAUGAUUCUAAAUUGCUUGAUCUUAAUGUUAAUUCUGAUCAAACUACCAUUCAUCUUGAAGUACAUUCAGUGGAUCCUGUUAAUGUUCCUUUAAAAUUGCUAAAUGAUGCUGUAUUAACAUCUGCAAAAGAAAACAAUCAGUCUAAAAUGCCAGAUGUGCUGAUGGUACAAAUUGAUUCUGAAUUUGAAGGCUUAAAAAAUGAAGUUGAAGUUAAAGUUGUGAGAGAAAAAACCAAGAAACCAUUUUUAGGUGGAUUUCGUCAUCGUUUAACUGGAGUUGAAUACCACAAUGCAUCAGCACAAACUGUGCCAAAGAAACGAUUACCUCCUUCUGUAAAGAGAUUUAAUCGGGAUACUCAAACAGUAAUAAUGAAGAAUCAACAUCAGCAAACAACCAACACAACUUGUACACAAAUGACGAAAAAAGGCUGUUACGUGUCAAAUUGUGAAGAUAAAAUAAAAACGACGUCAACUUACAUAACAGCAGACGAACAUCACAAAAAUAUCUUAGAAAAGGUUAUUUUCUUGCAAUGUCAUUGGCGUAUAUGGUUGGCUAAGAGAUAUGUUGAAAAUUUACGUAAAGACAGAGACAAUCGUUAUAACUGGGAGAGACAGGAAAGUGAGAAGAGGAAAAAAGAAAAAGCAGACAGAAUGAAACGUGAUUGGGAAAGACGAUUGAAUCCGAGCAGUAAAACAGAUUUUGACUUGCUCUAUUCUGCAUUGGAAAAAUGGAAAAGGGAAGAAACAGCAAAGAUCAAUGAAAUGACAAGUGGUGCCGAAAGAAAAGCAGCUCUGGCCUUAUUACUUGAACAAGAAGCUUAUUUACUUGCAUCCAUUGGAAGACAUAAACUGAAGGCAAAUUUUGAUAACAAAGAAAAACGAGAUAAACAAUUUCUCAACAAGGCUGCAUCGCCAAAGCGUUGGAAAGCAUUUGAUGGCAAGAUCACAGAAAUGGAUACACCUGGUACCAUACGAGCACAAGAAUUACGUGACAUUUUCAAUAGUUUAAGUAUGAAGUACUUGACACAAGAUGAAAGAUUGGAUAUUUUAUUGACGGUUAAACAUACUGUGAAAGAACAUGAUUGUAAACUAACUGAGGAGAUUAUUGAACUUAUUGAUCGUGAAGCUGAUCUUUUGAUGAGAGGCGUAAAACAGUCAAAUGUGGAAGGUUUACGUCAGCGAAUCCUAACUCUUUUCCUACAAUAUUGCAAGACGCCAUUAUUUAAUCCUGAAGCUGCGAAAUUGCUCAAAGUUCCACAAGAUCCAUUGACUCUUAGAAAGAAAACUUAUCAUUGUCCAAGUUGUCAACAAUAUCUUUCUUCCACCGAGUUUCAGAUUGGAGCAAAUUCAAGAAAUGUUGGCAAAUGUCAUCGCUGUCAAGUUCUUGAUAAUGACGCUCGUUUACGUGAAGAUUUUUCACGAUAUGUCAUGAUUUUGGAGAAUCUUCGUCAAUCUGAACAGUUGUUUAAAGAUGGAUCAAAAAUUGCAUUUCUCCUUCAGGAGACUGAUCUACGUUAUCUUGUGGACAAUAUCUGGAGUUCACAGAGUGCACUAAGUGCACAAGACGAUCUUUAUGAUUUAGUCUUUAUUCGAUGGAAUAAACGGGAGGAGUGGUCGCCAUGGAACUGUAUUUUACUUACGAAAGAAGAAGCUUCGGCCCACGAGAAGUUAGAGAAUGUUAACGAGGCAUAUGGUCGAAUGUUUAUUGGCAAAGUUCUUCAUAAGCACGUAUUGGCCAGAAACUACUUUUACAAGCUCUACAAAAUGGCCCAAACUCUUCAUUCCUCUUUUCAAAAGAUCUUGUUGGUUUAAGUCUAAAUUCUACCGCAACUCAACUCAAAGCUUAAUGUGUAUAUCUCCUGGUGAACUAUAUAGAUGGAAAUCAUGUAAAAUUCUGUAUUACUAAAGCAGGGCUUUCCAAGCUGUGUAAAUAUUUAUAUAGUUUAUAAUAUAGUUUAAUAUCGUCGCUUUGAUUGGAAAUACGACAAUGAAGUAUUUAAUAAACCAGUCAUGACGUUUGA
This is a messenger RNA of Xenia sp. Carnegie-2017, 2337 nucleotides long. RefSeq names its product IQ and ubiquitin-like domain-containing protein. Gene Ontology annotation, biological process: cilium assembly. Gene Ontology annotation, cellular component: motile cilium; acrosomal vesicle. Lineage: Eukaryota; Metazoa; Cnidaria; Anthozoa; Malacalcyonacea; Xeniidae. Bases 83 to 2128 code for a protein of 681 amino acids. The transcript is spliced from 15 exons. The record is from RefSeq and is a predicted model, not a curated record.